AUGCGUAUACCACUUCCAUCCAACCUACAAUAUCCAAUCAAGGUUCACCAAGUCAAUGCGACGCCAGGAACACGAGUGAAAAUACACGAUCCGCUGUUCACGUAUAGCUAUACGGUCAUCGUGAAACAACAAGUGGGUCGUUACGAUGAUACGGAAGAGGAAGUCAAGAAGGAGUUCGAUGCCUCUUUUGAGAGUCCAGUAGAAGGCGUUGUCGGAACCUGGCUGGUAUGGAACGACGACCUCCUUCGUGGUCCUCGCGACGUCUGCGAAAUCAUCGAGGACUGCAAACACUCUGUUGUCUUCAAUGAAGACAAAAAGACUGACCAGCAAUCUAGCUCUGACUCGGUCGAGCGUUCCAACGCCACUGUGAAAGCUGCGCACGGCACCGACAAGCUGUUGAUCAGCGGACAAGAGGCCUCGGAAGCUGACGAGGUGUCGAAGAAGCGUCUCUUAUCGGCUCGCAAACUCUCCCUCGUUGUCGAUCUUGAUCAGACUAUUAUUCACGCUGCGGUCGACCCUACCAUCGGAGAAUGGCAGAAGGAUCCUGAGAACCCCAACUUCGAAGCGCUGAAAGAUGUACGUGCUUUUCAACUACAGGACGAUGCUCAAGGUACAAGGAGUUGCUGGUACUACAUCAAGUUACGACCCGGCCUCGAGCAAUUUCUAGAGAGUGUCUCGGACAGGUAUGAACUGCACAUCUACACAAUGGGCACAAGACAGUAUGCUCAGCAGAUAGCAAAGAUUGUCGAUCCUGACCGAAAAUAUUUCGAGGAUCGUAUCCUCAGUCGAGACGAAAGCGGCAGUAUAGUAGCAAAGAACCUUACACGAAUAUUUCCCGUCGAUACGAAGAUGGUCGUUAUCAUUGACGACCGAGGUGAUGUGUGGAAGUGGAGUCCUAAUCUGGUCAGAGUAAAUCCCUUCGACUUCUUCCUCGGUAUAGGUGAUAUAAACUCUGACUUCUUGCCAAAGAAGCAAGAGAUACCAAGCACGCCCCAGAACGGCGUUGAAGAGGCGGUCAAGAACGAUACACAGACUCAUUCCGCGCCGACUGACGAGGAAUUGAAAACAAAUGGUCACAUCGCAACGCAGGAGACGCCAGGCACAGAUACUUCGGCUCUACAGCAGGUUCUGUCAAUGAGUGGCGACGAGGGCGCUACAGGAGAGAUGACGAAAUCCCAGGAAGAGACUAUCGCGACUCAGCUCGAGGAGAAACCUUUGCUCAAGCUGCAACAGCAGUUGGAUGAGAAAGACGGCACUGAAGAUAGUGUCGGCUCUGUUCCUGCUAUAGAGAGCCCAGAAUCUGACUCCUCUGACUCCGAUACGUCGACAUCUGGAAAAGGUAAGCGCCACGCUAUUCUGAGAAACGACGAUGAGGAAUUGGUCCACCUUGAGCGCAGUCUCAAUGCUGUCCACGAGAAGUUCUUCGCCGAGUAUGAUCGCAAGCGUGGGCACGGUAGUGGUGGAAGAGUAGCUGCCUUGGCCGGAAAACGCAAAGAACCUUUACCCGAACAGGAUGACUCCGCUACCCUGCGGAGCGUGCCAGAUGUUAAGCAGAUUAUACCUGCAAUGAAACGAAGGGUCAUGGACGGCAUCGUCAUCGUCUUCAGCGGCGUCGUCCCUUUGAGUACCGAUAUUCACUCCGCUGACAUUGCAAUCUGGGCGCGAAGUUUUGGUGCCCGAGUUGCGGACAAAGUGUCCAAAGAGGUUACUCAUGUCGUUGCCGCUCGUAUUGGCACUUCUAAGGUCAAGACUGCGGUGAGGCGCGACAUCCCAGUAGUCGGCACGCAAUGGCUCAUACACAGCUUUCAGAGAUGGAAGAGACAGGACGAAGGCGCAUACUUGAUUAAGGACAUCGGACAAAAAGAGCAUGAAAGGGGACCAUCGAGCGAGGUGGGCGACCCAGAUCCAGACUUUCUUGGUGAGAAGCGACUCGGUGAACCGAAUGACCAUCUCUUGAGCUCGGAAGACGACGCUUCUGGUGCAAAUGAAACAGAUGAUGACAAAGAAGAUCGUUCUGCGAAACAGGAGCAAAACCUUGAGGUCGAUCUACCAGAAGGUGAUUUUGACUAUGACCUAAAUCACGAUUCCAGUAGUCCUGUCGAUUUGACACGCGAUGAGUGGCAAGAGAUGCAGGACGAAUUGGCUGAAUUCAUGGGCAGCGAUUUAGACUCGGAAUCAGACGCAGAAUCUGUACAAUCCGAUCGCUUGACGUCGAGGCCUGCGAAGAAGCGGUCAAGAGACGACAUCGAUAACGGUGAUAGCGAGCAUGAUACUGAGAGCGAUAGCGAAACCACAAAUGGAGAUCACAAGCGACACAAAGGCUCAAGGCACAGUGGCAGUUCCUUGAAAGCUGUGAGCAAUGUCGAAGCACUUGAAAACAGCACUUCUACUGGGCAUACUCAACAAGACGAGGAUGACAAUGAUGACGACUUGGCGAGAGAACUGGAGCUGGAACUGGAAGCUGCUCAAGCUGAGGAGGAUGCAGCAGCGCAGACUUAA
Molecule: messenger RNA, 2499 nt
Organism: Lithohypha guttulata
Lineage: Eukaryota; Fungi; Ascomycota; Eurotiomycetes; Chaetothyriales; Trichomeriaceae
Gene: fcp1
Product: CTD phosphatase Fcp1
Exons: 2
Coding region: 1-2499 (832 amino acids)
Cellular component (GO): nucleus
Molecular function (GO): RNA polymerase II CTD heptapeptide repeat phosphatase activity
Source: RefSeq, a predicted model, not a curated record